Molecule: messenger RNA, 1293 nt
Organism: Rattus rattus (black rat)
Lineage: Eukaryota; Metazoa; Chordata; Mammalia; Rodentia; Muridae
Gene: Gdf2
Product: growth differentiation factor 2
Exons: 2
Coding region: 1-1293 (430 amino acids)
Biological process (GO): BMP signaling pathway; SMAD protein signal transduction
Cellular component (GO): extracellular region
Molecular function (GO): growth factor activity; cytokine activity
Source: RefSeq, a predicted model, not a curated record
AUGUCCCCUGGGGCCUUCCGGGUGGCCCUGCUCACGCUGCUCCUGCUGGUCUGUCCCACGCAGCAGAAGCCGCUGCAGAGCUGGGGGCAGACAUCCCCUGGGGGAAAUGCCCGCAGCUCUCUGGGAUUGUCUGGAAGUGGAGAGGAGGGCGUCUUUGACCUGAAGAUGUUUCUGGAGAACAUGAAAGUGGACUUCCUGCGCAGCCUUAACCUGAGUGGCAUUCCCUCUCAGGACAAAACCAGAGCGGAGCCACCCCAGUACAUGAUCGACUUGUACAACAGAUACACUACGGACAAGUCGUCCACACCUGCCUCCAACAUCGUGCGGAGCUUCAGCGUGGAAGACGCUAUAUCGACAGCUGCCACAGAGGACUUCCCCUUCCAGAAACACAUCCUGAUCUUCAACAUCUCCAUCCCUAGGCACGAGCAGAUCACCAGGGCUGAGCUCCGUCUCUAUGUCUCCUGUCAAAAUCACGUGGACUCCACUCACGGGCUGGAAGGAAACAUGGUCGUUUACGAUGUUCUGGAUGUUGACGAGACUUGGGACAGUGCCUCGGGGACCAAGACCUUCUUGGUAUCCCAGGACAUUCAGGAUGAGGGCUGGGAGACCCUGGAAGUGUCGAGUGCCGUGAAGCGGUGGGUCAGGGCAGACUCCACGACCAACAAAAACAAGCUGGAGGUGACGGUGCAGAGACAUAGGGAGGGCUGUAGCACACUGGACAUCAGUGUCCCUCCAGGCUCCCAAAACCUGCCCUUCUUUGUCGUCUUCUCCAAUGACCGCAGCAAUGGGACCAAGGAGACCAGACUGGAGCUGAAGGAGAUGAUUGGCCACGAGCAGGAGACCGUGCUUGUGAAGACAUCCAAAAAUGCCUACCAGGAGGCUGGGGAGAGCCGUGAGGAGGAGGAGCGUACAGAUGGGCACACAGCUGGGGGACCGCUUUUAGCUAGAAGGAAGAGGAGCGCUGGUGGAGCCAGCAGCCACUGCCAGAAGACUUCUCUCAGGGUGAACUUUGAGGACAUCGGCUGGGACAGCUGGAUCAUCGCCCCCAAGGAGUAUGAUGCCUACGAGUGCAAAGGAGGCUGCUUCUUCCCGCUGGCUGAUGACGUGACACCCACCAAACACGCCAUCGUGCAGACCCUGGUGCAUCUCAAGUUCCCCACGAAGGUGGGCAAAGCCUGCUGCGUCCCCACCAAACUGAGUCCUAUCUCCAUCCUCUACAAGGAUGACAUGGGCGUGCCAACCCUCAAGUACCACUACGAGGGGAUGAGUGUGGCCGAGUGUGGGUGCAGGUAG